GAAGGUCGGGAUGCGCGGAUGGUUGCAAAGUUAAGGGGUGUCCAACAGGUGAAGUGGGGAUCCCUCCACUCCUGCAAAUAUUGUGGUAGCCAGAGACGAAUCAGUCUUCUCCCGGUACUUGCCAAGUCCUGUUCUCACCGUCUGUGUCCCCCCCAUACGACUAUUUAAAAAUUUACGUCGAUCCGUCACGAAGUUUUUUUUCUUUCAAAUAUCUGUGCCAAGUGAAAUUAAGUACAUUAAGCCGUCCUUCAAUCCUGACAGGUCAUGGAUCGGAUAAAUAAUUGAAAAAAUAUAGAACGCUAACAGAUCUAUUUAGGCUGCUAGGACAUGGAGGUCAGGAAUAUCCAAUGCCAUCUUCUUCAUCUAUGACUAGUUUAUUCAAUAGCGUAAGCUUAUAACGGGUCAUGAAUAUACGAAGGCCAACAUCUAUAGACAAGGCAAAUCUGGAGUGUUGAUGGGAGUAUGUGAUGGGCGGGCCUGUAUUAGGCCUUUGCUUCCUCACAGUCCUCUCCCUAAUUGGCCUAUGUCUCAAUCUUUACAUUCUUGCCAUCGUACUUCUCACCAAACAGGUUGAAGGUGGAGGAGGUGGAAGAGUACUUCUUGGACAUUUGGGUUUAAUAGGUGCCCUUCUAUGCGUCCUUUUUCUCGUUUCAUCGUCGCCGGCGAUUGUUAAGCAGCAGACCCUCAUCCCUUGCUCCUUGGCCGGUUCUCUGUUUAUUCUCCUGCACCCUUUAGCCCUCUAUACCCUCUGCGGGUUGAAUUGUGACAGGUACGUCGCAAUCGCCGCUCCACUGCAUUACGCAUCCCUUGUCCAGCCGAGGAAAGUGGCCCUCGGGCUGGCCAUCGCCUGGAUCCUCUCGCUUUCUUUCGCUUUGCCACCUCUAUAUAACCACAGUUAUCAUUACAAUAAUGGCCUGCUCACCUGCUUGCCGAAGCUGGAGGACAAACUUGCCCGAUGGUACUUUGUCGCCUACACAGCUCUCACUCUUCUCUUACCAGCCGCGCUCAUCAUGGCCUGCAACAUGAAGGUGUUGAUGAUAGCGAGGUAUCAUAGGCAUCGAAUCGCGAGGGCAAUUUUUGAAGUCACAUUGUCCGCCCAAGUGACCAUCACCCACCAGAAGAACCCAUUUCUGGUCGCGUCAAGUGGUGGCAGUGGUGCACGGGGCAGAUCCGCUUCCACGAGUAUCCUCCAACUGGUCGGCUCUCUUUUACUAUUAUACGUCCCAUACUAUUGCCUUAUACUUUGGCAAUCUGUUGAAAAAGUACCAUCAGAAGGGAUGCUAACAAUCGCUUCUGGAUUAUUGGCUUGCACGCCGCCCUUAAACGGCCUCCUUUACGGCUUAAAGAACAAACUUCUAAGGAGAGCGUUCAGACACUACUGGAGGAAAAAGAUGACCAAAAGCGAACUAGAUCAGGAAAUCCAAGCGAGGACACCGUCCCGUCGACCUUCACUCACUCCGCAGAGGGUCUGGAGGCCCGUCAGCACUGGCGCUUUAGGUCACAACUCUCCAAGGACUCCUAGUUUGCGGCACAGUGCUACUUCCACGAGUAUUUUGACAGCCCAGAGGCCCACCGUAUUGAGGCAGAGCAGGCCAAAAAUCACUGUCACCAGAGCCGGGAGCAUCGAGGAAAGGUCGGGGCCUGUCCGGAUCAAAGUACGACUGGGUGGCAGUUCAUCCAGUGUGAGCGGUGACUCCGACCUUACUCAGGAAGACUGGGGUGGAGGCUGGAAUCUGGCCACAUCGUCUUCCUCCCUCCCGGCAAGGACUGAUGACCCCACAUGAAACACCAGAUGCUAGUGGAUUAACUCUACAAGCAUUUAUAAUCAUAAUUAAUUUAUAUAUCGUUGAAUCGUGUUUUAGAAAAUUGUGUUAUUUCAUGAAUGAGCUUAUUUUGGUGUAAAAAAUUUUAUUUAAAAAAAUACCAACGCAAAGAAGUACUAGUAUGACGUUCUAUGAUAAGUGUUGAGAUAAUAUUAUUUACAUCAACUCGAAUCUCCCGUUGGGUAAUAAAAUGGCCAUUUUCUCUAAACAAAACAAACCAAAAUGCAUUUUAGACUAGUCUUGCUUGUUUUAUUUUUUUUUAUUUUAUAUUUUUUUACAUCAGAAGUAGAAUAUUCUAUACCAUAUUGCUUGUCUGUCAGAAGGUUUAGUCUAUCGUAGCAUAAAGCCAUAAAAAUUACCACAGUAUGAUCAUUCCGUUUUGUAUUUAUUUCUAUUUUGUUUGUAAAUUUAUUGCAAUGUGCAGAUACGCCUCGUCAAAAUGUGCCCAUUCCAAGGCAGGAUAGAAUUUAUAAAUUACCAUUUUGUACAUUUUACCCCUGCCGAAAAACUAGUUUGACCAACUUGAAUUACAGAAUAUCAAUGUGCAUUUACAAUUAGAAUUAAAUUAUUAAAACUGACUGAAUAGUGAGUGAUGUUUGUUGAAAAUUGACAAUUGAACUGGUAAUAAGGCUAGGGAUACCAUAGUACAAUUAUACAUUGGCAUCAAGGACCAAGAUAAUCGGCUGUUAAUACAUCAUGAAGGCUUGUGUCAUUUUAUUUAGUCAAAUAUUUAAUUUGAUUCAUUGUUAACAAUAAGAACAUUUUUAUAUAAAAGAUUGAGCUAUAUUUGGCUUAUAUUGUGUUGAUUUAUUUUGUUUUAUGCUUAAUUGUGUUACUGGAGAUUACAAUUUCCUAAACAAUAUACUCACAAAUUUUAAUGUUUAA
Messenger RNA from Cimex lectularius (bed bug), 2708 nucleotides. RefSeq names its product histamine H2 receptor-like. Gene Ontology annotation, cellular component: membrane. The record is from RefSeq and is a predicted model, not a curated record. Lineage: Eukaryota; Metazoa; Arthropoda; Insecta; Hemiptera; Cimicidae. The coding region runs from base 468 to 1784 and encodes 438 amino acids. Gene Ontology annotation, molecular function: G protein-coupled receptor activity. Gene Ontology annotation, biological process: G protein-coupled receptor signaling pathway. The transcript is spliced from 8 exons.